GGAGGAGGAGGAGGAGGAGGAGGAGGAGGAGGUAGUAUGUCUUCUACUCAGCAGCUCCCCCAGCGACAGCUGCAGGCGGAGCAACAAGAGCUUGGGAACUCAACAGCAACAGCAGGAGGAGGAGGAGGAGGAGGAAAGGGAGGAGGAAAGGGAGGAGGAAAGGGAGGAGGAAAGGGAGGAGGAGGAGGAGGAGGAGGAGGAGGAGGUAGUAUGUCUUCUACUCAGCAGCUCCCCCAGCGACAGCUGCAGGAGCAGCAACAAGAGCUGGGGAACGUCUCUGACGACGCUAAUCGUCCGAUAUCAUCCGUUGGACUCGAAAACGUGACAGAUCAAGGGGGAGUGGCUCCCGCUGCUUCUCCUUCGUCGUCUUCCACUCACGUGACCGAUCAAAGGGAAGUGGGUCCCGCAGCUUCUCCUUCCUCGUCCGCCUCUCACGGGACUGAUCAAGUGGAAAUGGCUCCCGCUGCUUCUCCCUCCUCGUCUUCCACUCACGUGACCGAUCACGGGCAGGGGGAUCCCGCUGCUUCUCCUUCCGCGUCUUCCAUUUCUGCUCCUUCUCCUCCUUUUUGGAGCGGUAGUGACGAGGAGGAGCUAGCAGAGCCAUCGCCCGCAGCAGCCAUCGUUAUCUAUGCGGAUGACACGUGGCUAUCACUCGGAAAAAAACGCAACGUCAGCAUUCUCGGCCAGGAUUUAACCUCAGAUGUGGUUCUGAAGCCUAUAUUUGAGCAAGCAGGAAGGUCCGGUAAACCCCGUUUGUCAUCAGCGUUGAGAGUGAAGGACUUUGGUAAUCGAGUGAUGAUUCAUCACGUGGUGCCCGUUGGCCAUAUCGUAAUGCGAACCAACCAGACAGAUAUCGACUGGUCGCAGACGUGCGGAGGCUUCCUCGUUUCCUUCAUCGACACAGUCCGCAUAAUGACCGACCCAGUUUUGACAAAGGAGGAACUUGAUAGGAAGGGUCAUUUGUGGUCUCUGUGGGACGAGACCACCGAUCCUCCUCACCCCGUCUGUCAGUCCGCUCCUCGCUCCAGCAGCAGCGAUGGAGCGUGGCAGACACUCCACCGUGCUGGCGUUGUCCUCAUCGACCGAUCCCGUUCUUACCGCCUCCACUGUAAACAUCUCGGCUUUGCCUUUCAUUCCGGUGCCCUGAAAUGGACCGCUUUUGUCACAGUUUUGUGCCUCUUAGUACUCAAGGCCUUGGCUCUCACAGUCAAGAGAAUCAAAACUCUACAUAAGGACUUUUGGGAGAUGAAGUCGGUCAAAGACGAGCUGGCGAAGGCCAAGGCUGCGGCAGAGGCUGCCAGCAAAGCCAAGGCCAACUUCUUGGCGACCAUGUCCCAUGAGAUUCGAACACCCGUCAAUGGAGUUAUUGGCAUGAUGAACCUGUUGCUUCCCACACCCCUCAAUGAGGAGCAAAUUGACUUCAUUAAGACGGGGAUGCACUGUGCAAAGAAACUCUCCGACGAGGUCGCCGACACGGAAUGGACAAGGAAGACGCUGGCGAUUGGCCUGUUGGUUCAUGCGUUGCUGCAUCCUUGCCAUCUGGUCACGUGCCUUGACGAGGAGCUCUUGCAUCCGACGAAUGAAGAGAAGAUGGUCGUCGCUCUCGGCUGCCCGUGGAAUAAUCGUGUCCAACGGAGAAGUGACCGGCGAGCCAUGCUCGAAUUCAAAGGGCGACAUCCUGAUAGUCGGAUGGAUAGACGAGUUGUAUGCCAACUCAACAUCCGACAGCCGCUCAACCCAAUCCUUUUGGUCAGGACGGAUGAGAGUGUGAAGUAGGACCUGUGCGGUCUGAUGCGCCCUCUCCGUUUGGCCAUCGGUUUGGGGGUGGCGAGCCAAUCUCGACUUGAGGGAUGAGCCCCAUCGCUUGAUGAGCACCAACCAAAAGUCGGACAUGAACCGAGUGCCGCGGUCACAAACGA
Molecule: messenger RNA, 1919 nt
Organism: Chara braunii
Lineage: Eukaryota; Viridiplantae; Streptophyta; Charophyceae; Charales; Characeae
Source: the annotation of a GenBank genome assembly